Clunio marinus is the source of this 330-nucleotide messenger RNA. NCBI's taxonomy places the organism in Eukaryota, Metazoa, Arthropoda, Insecta, Diptera, Chironomidae. The record is from the annotation of a GenBank genome assembly.
AUGAAAAAAGGUUUAAGUUCUCGGAAAACUUUAAGAAGCGAAAGCUUGAGCAAUUCUUUAGUGCUUCAAAAGAAAACGCACAGUCGACGGUAUAAAAUUUACUCGUUCACAUUUCCCGGAAGGAAAUUUCAGUUACAUUCCUCAUCCAUUAUCGUUGUAAACCUUCCAAACAUCCCACCACCUGCCGAGCCUACAUUGAAUUGGGCCUCUGUACCUCCUGCCAACUCCUACACCCUGCCAAGCGAAGAUGCCACUUUAGCGAGUGUCAUGAUGGCACCACCAUUUCUCUUCACAUCAAAUCGAAUAUCAGAAGAGAGGAAAAACCCAUAA